ACAAUUGACAUUGUCAAACAUCAGUCACUGGAUGAAAAUGAAAAGUAAUCGGUGUAUAAAUUCGGACGAGUAGAACGGGCCAUAUUAAUUUCCAAUUGUUGCAGAAAAUAUAAUAAAUUUUUAUCACUAAGUGUUUACUACAAUAUACGCAGUGUAUGUAUUCAUCAAAGGAGAUAGAAAAGUGAACAAUUAUCUGUUUGCGUAGUCUAAAGUGUUGAAGUGGUAAGAAGCAGUGCAAGUUGAUGGUGUAUGUGGGACGGUUUUAGCAGAUUGUGUGUGCUUUACAAGAAAGUACGAAAGUAUGCAAAAAGCCUGGUGACCAGCCAGGUAAUAAACACAGGUGGACUGUUCAUUUAGUAGUGCGACGCUUACUAAUUGACUACUAGCUAAUUAGAAACUACAUUUCAUACCAAUUGGUAUUUGUCUUGCUGGCCAUGUAAAUAAAUGCACUUAUAUUAAAGUAUAAGUAAACAGGUAUUUUGCAGCUUUUGCUUAAGUAAAGAAUUCCUUCAACUUCCGGCGCGGAAUCAGUAACAUACAACAAUUUAAGAAUCGGCGAACAAAUGGAAAAAUUCAUUGAAAUUUGUGGCUUGCUCUUUUUAUUAUUGUGAUUGUGUUUGCGUGUUCUUUUAAACUGCUGGUCGCGGUGGUGAAAUAUUUAGCGCAACGGCAGUAAUUUCCUUUUGAUGUUGGUUGAGAGAAAACAAAUUUCACGCUGCUGCAGUUCAUUCAAGCGCUUUUAUUUGCCUUGGCAUUUAUAUUGGAUACCAAAAAACUUGAAUUUAAAACAAUAAUAGAUGAUCAGAUGUUUGAACUCAUUUACUAAUUGGGAAAUUUUAACGGUUUUUACUAGAGUUGAUCAACGUAUGGUUUUCAAGGCCUUCCAACGUUGCCAGCCGAUCUACACUAAACCAAUUCCGCUUCCCCCAUACCGAUUGAAAAGAUAUUGGUCAUUUGCAUUUGAACAUUUCAUAGCGUCAGUACAACGGUUUCACGCUUGAUCGGUUGAAAGAAAAACAGCAAAAGAGGAAUAAAGUGUGCUGCAAAAAUUGAAGCUUAUGGAAAGAAGCAGUAGAACUGCGAGCGUAAUUAAGCCAGCGAAUACAUAAAUUAAAAUAAAGCAUAAAUAAAACGUUCGACCAUGAUUAUUGCCUAUUGACCGAAAGACCUACUGAUGAGAUCUACUGAUCACCAAAACAAAGCACAGCUGAUCGGCAAAGUAGUGGUUACCAGAGUAACCGCAUUCUACUCUGCGGCAGGCAUGACUCAUUCGCUGAUCAGAUGAAGUGCAGAUAACUACGAAUGUGUAAAUGAUGGAAAAAAUUGAAGAGCAGAAAAGCUAAAAAAAUAAUAAAUAAAAGAAAAAAUAAAGUAAUAAAUGAAAUCAAUGAAUGCAUUAAUAUGCAAAUUAACUAAACCACAACACCAACUAUAAAAUCUUAACAUUUUUGUUAAAACGUUAAACAAUGUCUAAGUAAAAACCCAUACAAAACAAAUAAACAGAAAUAUUCACGUCAACGACCACCGUUCACCAAUUGUUUCACCACACUGUGAGCGCCAACAAACUUCCACGCGAACGACAAAAGCAAAAGCAACCAAAAUCACACAGCAAACGCAAAAGUAAUAAAUUUUCAUUCGUAGCAACGUGUUCAUCACUAAUAAAAAAAGUCAAAUAAAAUCACUUUCAAAGUUCAAACGUCUCGUUAGCUCCGUUACAAAUUACGACUCACAGUGUUACUAUGAGCGCGUAAAAUAUUCAAAACCAAAAAAAGAAAAUAGAUAAAUUAAAUAUCCGAAAAUAAUAAUUACUUUAGCAACACCACCACGUUUUCAUAUAUACCCACUUAUCACGAAGCGGAAGAAUUUCGACAUAUCUAUAGCGGACUGAUAGUAAAUAUCAGCAACCUUGCGCUUCUACAUAUUUAGCAAAUUAAGUGUAUCACAGUCGACAAUCGCUCGCUCAUCAAGCGGUCACAUACACAUCAACACGCCACCGCAAAGCAUGUUACAACUGCCAACGCAAUUCAGAUACACUUUUACCUUUUCAUCGGCAAGUUGAAUGCCAACGCGUGACGUUAAUAAAAAUAUACAAAAAUUUGUUGAUAGUAUAUUUGCUUUAAUUUUUGCUAAAUUAAUUGUGUACACGAUUUUUUCUCCAUACCUUUUUAGCUUUACAUAUGGUGCUUUUAAAGUUUAAUUAAUUUUCUAAAACGUUCUUUCAAAAACUUCGUUGUAAAGUCUAAAUGCAAUUCAAAGGAAAAUAGCAAUACAGUAAUUUACAGUACACACUUGCCACACAUACAAUACCACAUCACACCACACCAUACGACGUACACAAUCAUACUAUAUUUCCUGCAAUAUGUCCGCAAUGAAUUUCACGCGUAAACUGCGCGGUCGCAUGCGUUCCAAUACCUGCCGCAUUGUGUUGCUUACCUCACUGGUGUGGGUGAUUGUGGAUUUUGUACUGAUCGCGCACUAUUCGGAUUGCAUUGGGCGCGAUGGUUGGCGGUGUAAGCGGCCGGGGGAAUACGAUGUGGAGUUGCCCGAUGCACAAAAGCUCGUCGAUGAGCAAAAUAUGGUCGAUGACAGUGAAAUUAACACAGAAAAGAAAAUGGAUGGGGAUGCUGGCAGCGGAGGCAAGGGGCCGGGCGGCUUUGCGGGUGGCGGUAUUUCUAUGACAUAUCGCACCACGAUAUUGAAAAAAUGGCACUCCGCACCGCCUGUAAGGGAGGAAAAGGGCAAGCAGGGCGAAAUGGGUAAACCAGUAAAAAUACCACCGGAAAUGAAGGACCUGAUGAAGGAGAAGUUCAAAGAGAAUCAAUUCAAUUUACUAGCCAGUGACAUGAUCUCAUUGAAUCGUUCGCUGACUGAUGUGCGACAUGAGAAUUGCAAGAAGAAACAUUAUCCAUCGAAAUUGCCAACAACCUCAAUUGUGAUAGUUUUCCACAAUGAAGCGUGGUCAACGCUGCUCCGCACCGUGUGGAGUGUCAUCAAUCGCUCGCCACGUACGCUACUCAAAGAGAUUAUCCUUGUGGAUGAUGCCAGUGAGCGUGAUUAUUUAGGUAAGAAAUUGGAGGAGUAUGUGGCGAAUUUACCGGUGCAUACGUUUGUGCUGCGAACAGAAAAGCGCUCUGGCUUGAUACGCGCCCGCCUGCUUGGCGCCGAGCACGUGACGGGUGAAGUCAUCACUUUCCUGGAUGCUCAUUGUGAAUGCGCAGAGGGUUGGCUGGAGCCGCUGUUAGCGCGAAUUGUGCAAAAUCGUCGCACUGUAGUGUGUCCCAUCAUUGAUGUGAUCUCCGAUGAAACCUUUGAGUAUAUAACCGCUUCUGAUUCGACGUGGGGCGGUUUCAAUUGGAAGUUGAACUUUAGAUGGUAUCGUGUUCCUCAACGUGAAAUGGAGCGUCGAAAUAAUGAUCGCACAGCGCCGCUCCGCACGCCCACCAUGGCCGGUGGCCUAUUUUCAAUCGAUAAAGAUUAUUUCUACGAAAUCGGCUCGUACGAUGAGGGUAUGGAUAUAUGGGGUGGUGAAAAUUUAGAAAUGUCCUUCCGGAUAUGGCAAUGUGGCGGCAUUUUAGAAAUAAUACCCUGCUCACAUGUGGGUCAUGUCUUCCGUGAUAAAUCGCCUUAUACAUUCCCUGGCGGUGUGUCCAAAAUUGUGCUGCACAAUGCGGCGCGUGUAGCCGAAGUGUGGUUGGAUGAGUGGCGUGAAUUUUAUUAUUCAAUGAGCUCAGGGGCACGCAAAGCUAUCGCUGGUGAUGUGAGUGAUCGUCGCGCGCUACGUGAACGACUUAAAUGUAAAAGCUUCCGUUGGUAUUUGGAAAAUAUUUAUCCGGAGAGUUUGAUGCCAUUGGACUAUUACUACUUGGGGGAGAUUCGUAACGGCGAAACGGAAACGUGUCUCGACACGAUGGGCCGCAAGUAUGGUGAGAAGAUAGGCGUUAGCUAUUGCCACGGGCUGGGUGGCAAUCAGGUAUUUGCCUAUACAAAACGACAGCAGAUCAUGUCGGAUGAUCUAUGCUUAGACGCAGCGAAUCCGAUGGGUCCGGUGAAUAUGGUACGUUGCCAUAAUAUGGGUGGCAAUCAGGAAUGGGUUUAUGAUGCUGAGGAUAAAACGAUACGACACUCUAACACUGGCAAUUGCCUGCAACGUCCGUCACGUAGUGACCCGGUGACGCCGCUGUUACGCCCUUGCGAUUAUUCAAAGGGUCAACAAUGGUUGAUGGAAUCUAAGUUUAAGUGGCAGGCGCAUUAGUUGUUGUUGUUUAUAAUCAUGAUAUUUACAAUUAGCUAGAUAGUUGUCAUAUAUAAAUAUAAAAUUUUUUACAUGUUAGUUAACUUUUUAUUGUUUCACACUAAUAUUUACUGAUUACUGUAACUAUAUUACACACACAUACAUAUAUAUACUAUACAUAUGUAUAUGUUCUUUUUUACUAUUCAAAUAUGUUCUUGUAAGUUUUAAGUAAUCUGACUAUUGUAAAUUUCGUUUUUAAAUUUGUCGCAAACGUAAUGGCAAAGGCAAAAAAGAUAUCCAUUAAAAUAGCAAGUGGAACUCACGCAUAUACGUACAUACAUAUAUAUAUAUAUAGUUUAAAUAUGAGACGUUGAGCAGAAAAAUGCUUAAAUAUAUCAUUACGAUAAAGUAAAUCUCUAGCAAAGUGUGUGCAGCAACAAAGUAAUUCAUUAUCUUUGUAAAGUCUUCCCUAUGAUAACAGAAAGAGAAAAAGAAAUAGGUGUGCAUGCGGGAUAUGCAUAAAAAUAAAUCAUACCGGACAUACAUACAUAUAUAUGUGCAUACGCGUGCAUACACACUGGCAUACAGAGUAAAGUCUUUAUAGUUUGGCAAUUAGAGUAAAUAUGCAUGGAAGUAAGAGUUUUUGUUUUGUAAAUAAUAUAUCCUGCAAGAUUAUGAAUGAAUUUUUGAAAAAAAAACAACAAAUAUAAAAUAAUUAAAACGUCCAUUCCAAAGCAAAAAUAUAAAAAUAACACUUUUGGUGGUAA
Anastrepha ludens (Mexican fruit fly) is the source of this 4998-nucleotide messenger RNA. It is a transcript of the gene Pgant5, whose product is annotated as polypeptide N-acetylgalactosaminyltransferase 5. The transcript has 11 exons. The record is from RefSeq and is a predicted model, not a curated record. Bases 2360 to 4252 code for a protein of 630 amino acids. Gene Ontology annotation, cellular component: Golgi apparatus. NCBI's taxonomy places the organism in Eukaryota, Metazoa, Arthropoda, Insecta, Diptera, Tephritidae.